CGGAAGUUCUUAGUAGACUUAUGAUAUCAAUCCGACCAUCGUUCAUCAGCGGCAGUGGUAUAAACCGCCCUGCAGGCGUUACAAGGGAGUGGAACUAGUUGGAAUUGGCACCUUAAAUAAUAAUACAGUAUAGGCAUGUUCCCCGCAUGCUCACGAGUUACGGUGAGCAUCUUUUGGUUUCGCGUUCUGUGUGCCAGAGUUUCUCCUAUCUUGUACCCGAUGAUCGCCUCGAAAAAGCGUUCUCUAAUCUAUUUCCAUUCUCCCACCCGUCCAAGUCGGAUCUGCUACGCAAGGCGCGACAUGAAAGGUCGCCCUACAUACCUAUCCGACCACCGGAACACAUCACACCCCCGCGUCAACCCCCAUCGUCAUACCCUUUCUCUUUCGCCGCCUUUGCUCCUUCUGAGUUCUCCCAGCAGCGACCAUCGCAUCCCGAUCCCCUUCUCGGUGUUUCAACUUAUCUUAGUACUACUAGAAGCCCCUCAGCUCCAUCAUCCGCACUAUAACAAGUAUCCGCAGUACUUAUCCUCCUACGGAGGGAACGGAAAUGAUAAGCGGAUUGCUGCUGCGUCUCACCGGGUUGUCCAACGGUGGUGCUUGAAUGGUGGAUGGUGGCAGGGCGGAGUGGAUUGGUUACGCGAUGGCGGUUACAAUAUGUAGUCGUACGGCGCGACAAUUUGUUUUGUUUGCCACGCGCGGUCAUAACCAUAGUAAUAUUAUCAAGUCGUGGUGUACCACCACAUGAGCCACCCGCUCACAAGUUUGAGCUAUACUUAUAGUGAAGUCGUGGAACGCAAACUGAUG
Molecule: messenger RNA, 804 nt
Organism: Suillus paluster
Lineage: Eukaryota; Fungi; Basidiomycota; Agaricomycetes; Boletales; Suillaceae
Exons: 2
Coding region: 136-660 (174 amino acids)
Source: RefSeq, a predicted model, not a curated record